AUGAGGACAGGCUUCCCGGACACCUCUGGAAGCUCUGAUUGCGCUCAACAUCUUCGCAAAACUGCGGUAAUUGACGCAGAACUUUGGAGGCUCAACAUAGCUGUGGCAGCUCUUCAAGAGACGAGAUUACCUGACGAAGGUUCGUUACGUGAGACCAACUACACGUUUUACUGGAAAGGCAAGGAUUCCUCUGAAUGUCGCCAACAUGGGGUAGGAUUUGCCAUUAGAAAUGACCUACUCAGUGCAAUAGACGAUCCUCGAGGAGUGUCGGAGCGCAUAAUGACGUGUCGUUUAAGCAUAAACGGCGGCUUUCUCACCUUAAUAUCUGCUUAUGCACCGACUUUAAAAUCUUCUCCCGAAUCUAAAGACCUUUUCUACGACCAACUAUGUGAAACUGUAAGUGGGGUUCGGUCGGGGGAUCGCCUAAUCAUCCUAGGGGAUUUCAAUGCACGUGUGGGUCAAUCUCAUGCAUCCUGGCCAGAUUGUAUGGGUGGUCACGGUGUAGGGACGUUAAAUGAGAACGGACAACGUCUCUUAGAAUUCUGUUCACAAAAUCUGCUUUGUGUAACUAAUACCUACUUCAAAGGAAAGUUUAUGCACAAAGUGUCCUGGAAACAUCCUCGCUCAAAACACUGGCAUCAGUUAGACACCAUAUUAACUAGAAAGAAAAACUUGGGGGACAUUCUGCACACUCGAACAUUCCAUAGCGCGGAUUGUGAUACCGACCACUCACUCGUCGUCACCACAGCAUCUUUUUGCCCCAAAAAGUUACAUUCGUCGCGGUCUAUCGGUCGUAAAAAAUUGAAAGUACCAACAUCAAAAUCCAAAGAUUCGGUAGCUUCCUACCAGCAGCUAAUUAAGGAGGAAACAUCUUCUUGGGAUCCUGACAUGUCAGCCAGUCAAGAAUGGGUUAAAGUAAAAUCCAUUCUCACGGAAACUGCGGCGAAAGCAUUUGGUUACAAACCUUCAUCAAAACAUGACUGGUUCCAAGAAAAUAUCGACCAUCUUCAACCGUUUCUGGAUUUAAAACGUCAAGCGUCACUAAGUUAUCGACUAAAUCCGACAGCUACGACACGCGACGAAUUAUCAAAAGCCAAAGCAGCACUCCAACGCAAUGUACGCUUUUGCGCCAAUUCUUACUGGUUGGAACUAUGUAAAAGUAUUCAAGGUCAUGCUUCAACUGGCAACUUUUCUGGUGUUUACUCGGCUAUUAAGAAAGCACUAGGUCCAUUACCGAAUAAAACAGCACCUCUUAAGGAGGUCGAUGGCACUUGCAUCUUAGAUGCGGAUCGUCAGCUUCAUAGGUGGGUAGAGCACUAUUCAAAUCUCUACUCUCAGCCCAUCGGUGUCGAGCCCGAAGCAGUUCAGUCAUUUCCCGAGUUACCUGUUUGGACUGAGCUCGACGAUGUUCCUACAGUACAGGACUUCAUUAUCGCUGUCAACCAACUAAAGCGAGGUAAAAGCCCGGGAAUUGAUGGUAUCCUUGCUGAAAUUAUCAAGGUGCGGUGUGUAGCCCCUAUUCUCUAUAACUUUUUUGUAAAGUGCUGGAACGAAGAAUACAUUCCUCAGGAUAUGCGCGAUGCAAAUAUCAUCACAUUAUAUAAAGGGAAGGGUGACCGUGGCGACUGCAAUUCAUACCGUGGAAUCUCCUUACUUAGCAUAGCUGGCAAGCUACUUGGUCGUAUGAUCCUUUCCAAGUUACAACUGCUUGCCAAUCGAGUAUAUCCUGAGUCUCAAUGUGGCUUUCGGGCACAAAGGUCCACCACAGACAUGAUUUUUACGUUUCGGCAACUGCAGGAAAAGUGUAGAGAACAAAGAACACCUUUGCUAACGGCCUUUGUCGACUUAAAUAAGGCAUUCGAUACCGUGAGCAGAGAGGGGCUAUACGCUGUACUCCAAAGGGUUGGCUGUCCACCGAAGCUGUUAAAUCUAAUAAGACUUUUUCAUGAAGAGAUGAAGGCAUCCGUCGUUUAUAAGGGUCAUACAUCUGACUCGUUUGACAUGAGAAGAGGAGUCCGGCAGGGAUGUGUACUAGCACCAACACUGUUUGGUAUAUUUUUCUCUGUACUUCUCAAAGUUGCGUUCGGAGAUAACCAACAAGGCAUACACCUUCACACCAGGGUGGAUGGUAAGCUCUUCAAUAUUUCUCUCCUUAAAUCCAAAAGACACCGCCAGGAUACUCUCAUUGAUAGCUUACUGUUUGCUGACGAUGCAGCAUUUGUUGCAUCAAGCCCAUCAGAACUUCAAGGAAUGCUGGAAAAGUUCAAUAAAGCUUGUAAGCAAUUCUCCAUGUCCAUCAACGCAAAAAAGACGGUAAUUAUGACACAGGGGGUUACUGAGAUACCCACAAUCACAUUAGAAGGCUCACCACUGGUAGUUGUUGAUAAUUUCUGCUACCUUGGAUCCACAGUUUCGAACAACCUUUGUCUCGAUGCGGAAAUAAACAGCCGCAUCGGCAAGGCCUCUACGAUGUUCGGGAAGCUGAGCGCGAGAGUUUGGCAUAACAAAUAUCUUACGAUAAAGACUAAGAUCAUAAUUUAUCAGACAUGUAUCUUGUCCAUACUCUUGUAUGGCGCGGAGACCUGGACAUCGUAUGCCAAACAGGAGCGGAAAUUAAACAACUUCCAUAUGCGCUGUCUCCGGCGUAUACUGGAUAUUUCGUGGAAAGACCGAGUAACAAACGAGAAGGUGCUUAGUAUCGCGGGCAUGCCUAGCAUAACCGCACUUCUUAAACAAAGGAGAUUGCGCUGGCUAGGGCAUGUGCAGCGGAUGGAGCCUUCUCGUUUGCCAAGACAAACUCUCCUGGGACAAAUCUCAGACGCCAAACGACCAGUUGGGCGGCCAUUGUUGCGAUUUAAGGACAGCGUUAAACGCGACAUGGUAUCCUUUAAAAUUGACCCGAACACCUGGGAAAAAGCUUCUGGUGACCGUGACAGUUGGAGGAAAAUACUAUCUGAUGGGGUGGUCGCGCAUGACAAAGCCUGGUUCGAUUUUCUAUCCCAUAAACGCGAUCUACGUCACGAACGAAUGGCACAACCUCCAACGUCACCAGGAACACAGUUCGUUUGUGGACGUUGCGAUCGGCGCUGUCGCUCUCGCAUAGGCCUUGUUAGUCAUCAGCGCAAGUGCCAAAGUCAAACAACUUGA
Messenger RNA from Helicoverpa armigera (cotton bollworm), 3147 nucleotides. RefSeq lists its product as uncharacterized. The record is from RefSeq and is a predicted model, not a curated record. Bases 1 to 3147 code for a protein of 1048 amino acids. Gene Ontology annotation, molecular function: catalytic activity. The transcript has a single exon. NCBI's taxonomy places the organism in Eukaryota, Metazoa, Arthropoda, Insecta, Lepidoptera, Noctuidae.